AUGAACCCACUGUCACAGCAGCAGCACAGUGUUGCGAGCAUCGGCAGUCUCCUCGGCGGACUGCAGGCACAGAAGGAUCACAGCACACAGUCCCACGGAACGUCCGGUCAAUCUAAUUCCGGCUUGCAGCAGGGACUAUCUGAUCUGCAUAACCCUGGUAGUGUUCCCGGACGGACACCAUAUACUCCGAACACAUUGACCACUCCCCUCCAUGAUCGAGACAGUGGAAUCCCUAAACCACAACUACAGUGA
Molecule: messenger RNA, 252 nt
Organism: Dicrocoelium dendriticum
Lineage: Eukaryota; Metazoa; Platyhelminthes; Trematoda; Plagiorchiida; Dicrocoeliidae
Source: the annotation of a GenBank genome assembly